This is a messenger RNA of Zingiber officinale, 768 nucleotides long. RefSeq names its product zinc finger BED domain-containing protein RICESLEEPER 2-like. Bases 17 to 586 code for a protein of 189 amino acids. NCBI's taxonomy places the organism in Eukaryota, Viridiplantae, Streptophyta, Magnoliopsida, Zingiberales, Zingiberaceae. The record is from RefSeq and is a predicted model, not a curated record. Gene Ontology annotation, molecular function: protein dimerization activity. The transcript is spliced from 2 exons.
GAUCCAACCAAAAAAAAUGUUUGCUGUUGAGUUUUGCUUCCCUAAGCUUUAUUCUGAAAUAGAUGCCUCUAAGCAUAUCUCAAAAGUUAAGGAGAUAAUUAAUUCUCUUUAUGAAAAGUAUGUUGCUGAAGAAACUAAUAAAGGAGCGCUUCAUCCAUCUGAGUCUGAGAGUUUUGGUUCUUUAAGUGUUAAAAGAAAUCAACAAAGUUCUGUGUAUAGUUGGGAUGAUUUUGAUGACUAUUGUGCAAAAGUUGAAACUUCGGAGACUAAGAGAUCUGAAUUGGUAGAUUAUCUUGAAAAGGGUCAUCUUAAGAAGAAUGAGAUUCCUAAAAUAUUUUCGUGUUUAGAAUGGUGGAAGAUGAAUAGAAUGCAAUAUCCAAUAUUGUCAAAGAUGGCAGCUGAUAUUUUAGCUAUCCCAGUGAGUUCAGUGGCUUCAGAAGCAACAUUUAGUGCAGGGACGAGAGUUAUUGAUUCUUAUCGUUCAUCACUAUCUCCGGACACAGUGCAGGCUCUUCUAUGUGGGGGUGAUUGGCUUCGAAAGAUACAUGGACUGAAAAAAAAGACUAAAAAAGAGAAAACUUACUAGGAAAUUUUUCUUCCAGUAUCUACCUCUUAAAGUAAGUUAAAUUUUAGUUUUUUGUUUAACAUGUGUUUUUGGUUUGAUUAUUAUGGUAUUAUAGUUGAGCUUAAUAUCAAUCCAUAUUAUAGCCUCUCGGUACAUAAGAAGAAUUCAUUCUUCUAACCAAAUGAUUGGCCUUUUCUAUAAUA